UUACUGCUGUGUGAUAGACGGACAGAUUUAAUGAAUUAUAGCAAAUAAAAACUCGUGAUGGCAAUUUUAACUCAAGUCAUUUGUUCUGUGAUCGUAUGCCUCCCUUGCCUAAACUUGGGAGUGAUGUGGGUGUUACCAUCAUCAACUGUGGCCAACUUCUCUUCCAACUUUACCUUAUUGCACCGGCCGAUGACAGAGCUUGAAGUGGGACUGUUUGGUAGCCUGUCCUCUGCUGGGGCCAUGGUGGGCACUCCUAUAACCGCGGCACUCUUGGACAGGACAGGUAGGAAGGUCUCCACGGUCCUCGCUGGUCUCACUUGUGUGAUCUCCUGGGCCAUCUUAGCUAUAAGCAGCAGCGUUGAGAUAGUCCUCAUAGCCAUCUUCAUUGGAGGAUUGAGUGGUGCCUCCUUUCUCAUCGUACCGGUCUACUGCGGGGAGUUCUGCCAAGAGUCCAUCAGGGGAACCAUGACUGCUGGCUCCAUGGUCUUCUGUGGUGUGGGAAUGCUGAUCUCGUAUAUUUUGGGGGAUUUCUGCAGCUAUAUGAACAUGGUGUACAUAUCCCUGGCCUUGUCUGUAGCGAGUAUGGUCGUAACGGUUUUGCUGAAGGAGUCUCCAACUUUGCUGAUGAAAAAAGGACUUACGGAGAAAGCUGCCGAGUCAAUUUCGUUCUACAGACAAGUGAAUCUUAAUUCCAAAUUGGUGGCCGACGAAAUGAGGAGUAUAGAAAAAAGUCUGGACCCUUUGGAGUCGGGUCAACCAGAAGAAGAAAAUAUGUUGUUCCCAAAUGAAGUCAAAACUACAAUCAAUGAUAUUAAACUAAAACCAUCGGAACCGAAGAAGCUUUCACUGUGGCAGUUCUAUAAAAGAUCUCAGCCAACCCGCCGUGGGUUCUACAUAGCGCUCAUGACGAUGGCGCUGACCAUUUUCCAAGGGAUCAUCGUGGUUCAGGUGUACCUUGAACCCCUAUUCCGUCGAGCAGUGCCGAAUCUGUCGUCCACCGUCUGCUGUUUACUGUUCGCUGUGACUAUAGUCGUGGCCAGUUUUGCAGCGGCGUUUAUGAGUGACUUAGCUGGAAGAAGGCCACUCAUCAUAUACUCGUCCAUCGGUGGAACGAUCUGCUGCGUGCUCCUCGGUAGCCAGCUCCAGCUGGACUGGGGCCCGGGCUGGCUGACCGCGCUGGUGCUGUAUGUCUUCUGCGCCGUCUACAGCUUCGGCGGCGGCACUGUGCCUUUCGUGCUGAUCGCGGAGGUGUUUUUGCCUGAGGUCAAAAGCUUCAUGACGAUGCUAGUUGUCGAGUGGUUUUGGCUCUGUUCCUUCUUAAGCCUGAUCAUCUUCAACCCUCUCAUGAUAUUCCUGGGCCUUGGAGGAGUAUUCUACUUGUUCGCUGCAGUCUGCGUGGUCACUGCAGUAAUGUCGGCGAUGUAUGUGCCGGAGACGAAGGGACUGACGCUGGAAGCUGUGCAGCUGAUGUUGGCUGAGAGGAGGAACUUAUAAGAAUAAGAAUAAGAAAAGAAUAAGAAAAGAGUAAGAAGAGAAUAAUAAAAGAACAAGAAAAGAAUAACAAUGAGGCGAACAAAACAAGAGUAAACAUCUUAAAAAUAUGCUGUAGAUUCGCCCGCUCAGCAAAAAUGGCGCAUGAUGGCGCGCGUUUUGAUUUAAUAUAAAUCAACUGUAGAUUCUACAGAAUAAUGCGUUAUAUUCUGGGUCCUGCCCUAUAGUAUAAGCUUAAAUAACUAAUUUAAAUAGUAAACUAUGAGCCAGACUGACUCACGCUUGGCUGUUUUUAAGUAACAUAAGUUAAAAAUAUUAA
Messenger RNA from Ostrinia nubilalis (European corn borer), 1810 nucleotides. Its product is annotated as facilitated trehalose transporter Tret1-like. The record is from RefSeq and is a predicted model, not a curated record. Gene Ontology annotation, biological process: transmembrane transport. Gene Ontology annotation, molecular function: transmembrane transporter activity. The transcript has 9 exons. NCBI's taxonomy places the organism in Eukaryota, Metazoa, Arthropoda, Insecta, Lepidoptera, Crambidae. Gene Ontology annotation, cellular component: membrane. The coding region runs from base 58 to 1494 and encodes 478 amino acids.